Molecule: messenger RNA, 2805 nt
Organism: Plasmodium reichenowi
Lineage: Eukaryota; Apicomplexa; Aconoidasida; Haemosporida; Plasmodiidae
Exons: 2
Coding region: 1-2805 (934 amino acids)
Biological process (GO): ribosomal small subunit biogenesis
Cellular component (GO): nucleolus
Molecular function (GO): RNA binding
Source: RefSeq, a predicted model, not a curated record
AUGAAAUUAUUUUUGAAAAAGGGUAAUAAUUUAAGCCGAAAGGAAAUUAGAAAAUUGGCUAGGAAACAGAUAAAGAAAAACAAACUUUUGUAUUCCAAGAAAAAAAGAAAAAAUUCAUCUUUGAAAAAAGAAAAAAAAAAAGUCUCCUUCUCAAAUAAUGAUAAAAUUAUAAUUAAUAAGAACUAUGAAUCAAAUACAAAUCAAUUUUUAUCAGAUACAGAUAAGAAUUUGAUAAAAAAAAAUAAAUCUGUAAAAAAUUCAAAAGAAACGAAAAAAAUAAAACUAAACGAUAAUUCGAAUAAAUCAUUUAAUUAUUUUAAUAAUAAAAGAAAUUAUUUAGAAGAACAAGAAAAAGACGAUUACUUAUUGUCGUAUUUAUCGAAAAAAUUGAAAAUUAAAAAUGAGGAUGGAAGUAAUAAAAAAAAUGAAGAUAAACUUAUAAAAGAAUUAGAAAAGGAUGGAUUUGAUACAAGCUUGUUAAAGUUGGCUGAUAUAAUAUUUAAUGAAUCUCAAAAUUUUUUAACAAAAAACAAAAUUCAAAAAGGUAAAGACGAUGAAUAUAAUGAAGAUGGUGAAUAUAAUGAAGAUGGUGAAUAUAAUGAAGAUGGUGAAUAUAAUGAAGAUGAUGAAUAUAAUGAAGAUGAUGAAUGUAAUGAAGAUGAUGAAUAUAAUGACGAUGGUGAAUAUAAUGAAGAUAAUCUAAGUCAAGAUAACGAAAAGGUAAAUAAUAAAAAUGUUCAUAAUAUAUUAAGUGGCAAAGAAAAUGAACAGCCUUACAAUAAAUUACAAGAUGAUAAUAUAGAUAAUGUUAAAGAUAAGGAAGAAAUAAAAAAAAAAAAAAAAAAAAAAAAAGACAAAAAAAAAAAGAAAAAAUUAGACAAACAUUCUUCAGAUAAUAAUAUAAUUAAUGAUAACUCCAUUGUUGAGAUAAAAAAAAAAAAAAAAGUUUCAUUUAAUUAUGAAAAUGAUAUAAAGAAAAUGGAAAAGUUUCUCAUGAGUUCUUUAAAUAAAACAUCCGAAUUUAAUAUAAAAAGUAUUAUUGAUGAUAUAUGUAAAUAUUUUCAUGAUAUAGAUAAUGUAAAAUUAAAAUUAUGUUAUAAUGAUAUUUUAAUAAAACAAAUAUCAACAUAUUUUAAGAAUGUGAAUACAACAGAUAUACAUAUAUGUAUGUGUGUUGUUAUUAUAUGUGUCUUAAAUAAUUUAUUAUGUCAAAACAUAUUAUAUGACUUUUUAAAAGAUUUGACAGCUAUAUUUAAAUAUUAUUUUGAAGAUAACGUAAAUUUAAUGAAGAUAGUAGAAAGGGAAAAUGAAAUGAACAAUAAAAUAGAAACACAUUCCAUAAAUAGUAUAAAUGACACAUAUCUUUUAAAUAGGGAAAAUGAAAAUAAUAUGUUAUCAAAUGCACAAGGAGACAAUUAUAAAAUAAGCCCAAAAGAACAUGAAAAAUAUCAAGACUUUAAAAUUUUAUUCAGAAAUUUAUUAAAAUGUUUUAGUUUAUUUUACGCUUUGAGUUAUAUCGAAUUUGAUUUCAUAAUAGACAUUAUUAAUAUAUUAUGUGAACAUAUGAGCAUAAAUAAUGUAGAUAAUAUAAUUAUUGUUUUAAAAAUAUGUGGAAUGAAAUUAAAAGAAGAGGAUGAUAAUAUACAUUUAAAACAUAUAUCGGAAUAUUUAAAAAAGCAAAUUGAACAAUAUAUUGAAUGUAAUAAUAUUCUUCUUGAAAAGAGUAAGCUUCGGUUUUUAAUUAAAGAUAUUGAAGAUUUAGAAAAUGGGAAAAUGAAAUUUCAUUUUUUAAAUAAAUUCGAAUUUUUAUUUAGUGUCUUAAAAGAAUAUGAAAAUAAAUAUGUAUAUAAAAAAACUAUUAUAUCAUUUUCGUUUAUAAAAGUUUUUAAUACUAUAUCAGUAGAAAAUAUCCAUGACGACAAAAAAAGAGGGAAACAAAAAAACAAAAAUAAAAAUAAAAAUAUAUGUAACGAUUUAUAUACAAAUAUAUUAAAUAAUCAAUUUCAUGAUAUAGAAAAUAAAACAAAAAUUAAUAAAUUAAAUUAUUUAAUAGAUCAAGAACAAUUUAAUGAAGUACAUUUUAAUAAAUUACUUAAAAAAUAUAAAAUUCAAGGGAUAUUACCAAAAAAAAUAUUUUUAAUUAUUAAAAAUAGUUUAGAUGUAGAUGAAUGUGUCCAUAAUUUAUUAGCACUAUUAAAGAAAAAGAAAAAUAUUCCGCAUGUUAUUCAAACUAUAAUACAAAUAAUUUUAUAUAAUAAAAAUUAUAAAGAAUCAUAUGCAAAACUUUUAAGUAAUCUAUCUCAUGUCAAUAAUAGAGUUUAUACAUUUAGUUUAAAAACAAUUUUUAUUAAUUACAUAAAAAAUAUAUCUAAUAUGGAUAUAAAAAAUGUUCUCUUUUUGAGUAAAUUGUUUACCUACUUGUUAAAAGAGAAAUUAAUAAACUUUCUAAUUUUUAAACAUAUCAAAAUUGAAGAAAUGAAAAAUCAAGAAAAAAUAAAUCAUGAAAUAGAUCAACAUACAAGUACAAAUUCUAAUAUAUUCUUUUUUUUAAAAACUGUUUUUAUUUUAAUAUCACUUGAUCAUCAAAAGGAAGAUAAGUUAAAAAAUAAAAAUGUUUGGACUAAUAUUUUACACAUCUUAUAUAAUCAAAAGUUGAGUACUUCCUUAAUUUAUUCUUUUAAAAAUAUAAUUAAAAAGUAUAUAUUUGAUGAAGUAAAAAAUAUACAGAAAGUUUAUCCAAAAUUUAAUAUGAAAUAUAUUGAUCAUUUUUAUAAAUUUUUAGAAAAACUACAAAUAUUACAAUAA